UUUGCCCUCAAACCCAAAAAGCCAACGCCCUUUCUUAUUCUGUGUUUAAACUCGUAAGAAAGAAAAGGGUGCGACAAGGAAGUGAACCAUGUCGUUGAGUACCCAAAUUGAAAGCCUUUGGGUCUUCGCGUUGGCUUCCAAAUGCUCCUCUCUCACCAAAGACACCCUCCUUUGCUCACUCCUCUUUCUUCUUCUUAUUUGCUUUCUCCUUUCCAUUUUCCACUGGGCCCAUCCUGGCGGCCCUGCUUGGGGCUCCCACGGAUACUACCGCCGCACCGCCGCCGUCAUCCCUGGCCCAAGAGGCCUCCCACUCAUCGGGAGCAUGACCUUGAUGAUGGGUCUGGCCCACCAGCGAAUCGCCGCCAUCGCCAAAUCCCUAGGAGCUACCCGUCUCAUGGCUUUCUCACUCGCCUACACUCGCGUCAUUGUCACUUCUCAUCCCGACGUCGCUAAAGAGAUCCUUAACAGCUCCGUCUUUGCUGACCGUCCGAUUAAGGAAUCUGCUUACUCUUUGAUGUUCAAUCGCGCCAUUGGUUUCGCCCCUUAUGGGCUCUACUGGCGGACCCUCCGCCGUAUCGCUUCCCACCAUCUCUUCUCCCCUAAACAAAUCAAAUCCUCUGAGUCACACCGCCGCCAUAUCGCUUCCCAAAUGCUCGCAAUCUUCUCUUCCACCACCACCUCCCCCCACCGCGUCCGCGACACGCUCAAACGAGCCUCUUUAAAUAGCAUGAUGGCCUCCGUCUUCGGCCGCUUUUAUACCCUCACCGACUCCAAUAACGAAGCCGAACAACUCCAAACCCUUGUUGCCGAAGGCUACGAUUUAUUGGGCCUUCUCAACUGGUCCGACCAUCUCCCCUUCUUAGCCGAUUUCGACCCACAGAGAAUCCGGUUCAGAUGCUCCCAAUUGGUCCCCCAAGUGAACCGCCUCGUCGGCCGGAUCAUCGCUGAACACCGGUCCAAUUCAACCUCCGAUCAAAUCACGGAUUUCGUCGACGUUCUUCUCUCUCUUCAACAAUCUGACAAUCUCUCUGACUCCGACAUCAUAGCCGUUCUUUGGGAAAUGAUAUUUAGGGGUACGGACACGACGGCGGUAUUAAUGGAAUGGAUUCUCGCCAGGAUGGUUGUUCACACGGAGGUGCAAGAAAAGGUUCAAUCGGAACUAGACACGGUGGUUGGGAGAUCACGUGCCGUGGUGGAAUCCGACAUUCCGUCCCUGGUUUAUCUAACCGCGGUGGUUAAAGAAGUUCUAAGGUUACACCCACCGGGCCCACUUUUAUCCUGGGCUCGCUUAGCCAUCACUGACACAACCAUAGACGGUCACCACGUGCCUAAGGGCACCACUGCCAUGGUUAACAUGUGGUCGAUAGCACGAGACCCACAGGUCUGGUCAGACCCACUUGAAUUUAAACCCGAGAGGUUUGUGUCUGGUGGCGCUGACGUGGAGUUUUCAGUUAUGGGUUCAGAUCUACGGCUCGCUCCAUUCGGGUCGGGUCGGAGGACUUGCCCCGGAAAGGCUCUUGCUUGGACAACUGUCAUCUUCUGGGUGGCUACACUUUUACACGAGUUUAAAUGGUUGCCUUCACCGAACCAAAACGACGCCGUCGACUUCUCUGAAGUUCUCAAGCUCUCUUGCGAGAUGGCCAAUCCACUCACCGUUAAACUAUGCCCAAGGCGUAAUUCAAGCUUUUAAAUUAAUAAAAUA
This is a messenger RNA of Cucurbita maxima (winter squash), 1702 nucleotides long. Its product is annotated as cytochrome P450 78A3-like. The coding region runs from base 89 to 1690 and encodes 533 amino acids. Gene Ontology annotation, molecular function: oxidoreductase activity, acting on paired donors, with incorporation or reduction of molecular oxygen; monooxygenase activity; iron ion binding. The transcript has 2 exons. The record is from RefSeq and is a predicted model, not a curated record. NCBI's taxonomy places the organism in Eukaryota, Viridiplantae, Streptophyta, Magnoliopsida, Cucurbitales, Cucurbitaceae.